This is a messenger RNA of Ylistrum balloti, 4331 nucleotides long. Its product is annotated as PDF receptor-like. Gene Ontology annotation, biological process: adenylate cyclase-modulating G protein-coupled receptor signaling pathway; cell surface receptor signaling pathway. Gene Ontology annotation, molecular function: G protein-coupled peptide receptor activity. Gene Ontology annotation, cellular component: plasma membrane. NCBI's taxonomy places the organism in Eukaryota, Metazoa, Mollusca, Bivalvia, Pectinida, Pectinidae. Bases 967 to 2244 code for a protein of 425 amino acids. The transcript has a single exon. The record is from RefSeq and is a predicted model, not a curated record.
UUUCUCAUUUUUAAUUAUUCAUAAAUAACACGAAAAUUGGUUAGGCCUAGGAUAUACGUCUAUACUCUACCUAUGUUAUCGAUUUGAUGACUGAUAUGUUUAUCAUUAAUGAGGGAGCCGGGAUCGAGAAAUCACCGACAUACGUCACUCAUUAACUGGUGAUCGUCUCUAAUAUAUUUUACCACGGGGAUACCUUAAGUUCCCGAAUAACGUAGCUCUGACAUUAUGUGGUGGUCUGUGCGAUGUGAAUGACUGAUCUAGAGAAUUUUUUAUAGAAGAUUUUCAUAAAUCCAGGAAGCGUUAAAACUCUGAUAGAGGGACUCGGUUUUCAUUCAUAAAAACAAAUUCUUAAUGCCUUGGAUUAACCGCGAAGGAUUUGCGAGAUUUAUUUUUAAAACGUGAACGACCCUUGUUUAACUUGUAUCAACUCAUCAACUGACACGGUUGUGCCUUAUUUCAAAAAUUGAUAAAUAGAUGGAUGUGAAGAGGGCUUAGACUUUGCUCCAGGACCUUUAGGAGAUUGAAUGGAGUUCUAGUACAUCUGAUUUCAAGCUUCGUGUACUUAGCGGGGUCGCUUAUCUCAAGGAGAAGGAGAAAAAACUUGAUGAUGAGAGACAAAUCUCAUUAUUACGGAAAAACUGAAUUUUUGAACAUAUCAUGAAUGAUAUUCCGAUGAUUUAGAAACGAGAUGUCAGUGAAUACGGUGUGAGAGAUAAAAUUGUCUGCAGUUCAUUCGUUGAAGGAUUUUAUGAGUGUGGCGGAUAUUAUUUUUGACAAACACCUUCUGGAAAAAUAAGGAACUCUGUUUUUAAUGAAAACAUCCACCGCGAGGUAUACCUUACUUUCAAGGUAAGGGCUGUAAACAAUGUGAUCGCGCUCUGUUAAGCAGAAUUUAAUUUUGUGUGUAGGAGGAAAUUUAACACCGAAUAUUUAUACGGAAAGAGAAAAGAAACACAAUUAUCUAAAAUGGAAAAAUCUACUGAUAUUCCAUAUCCAACAAACUUGAAAGAAUGUUUAGAAAGCCAGGGAGAGAAGAUAUACAAAUUCCCUAAGCCUUUUUUCUGUAAUGCCACAUGGGAUACUAUCCUUUGCUGGCCGCCCACCCUCAAAGGGGUCACUUUCAAAGUCGCCUGUCCGGAAUAUCUCGGAGUUGGUCCAGACAAAUUCGCAUAUAAGACAUGCGGAAGUGACGGAAAAUGGGCAGGGUUACAUCCAGGUUCCAAGGAAUACCAAGAUUGGGAGCCUGGAUGGACAAAUUACAGCGAGUGCACAGGGGUCAUUUACGAAUCUGUUGAAAACAAUGACACAUUUGAUGUGAAUGUGUCCGAAGCGGCCCCUAUCAGUUUCGGAACACUUCCUUUGAAUUACGACGGAGCGGACAUACUAGCGUGUGUUUUACUGUCAAUGUCCAUCAUAUUCACGAUGGCUGCUAUCGGAAUUUCAUGUUUUUCCAAAGGAAUACAAGCAACUCGAGUUCGCCUUUAUCGCAAUCUGUUUGCAGCUUUUUUGUUUCAUGACAUUCUCGAUCUCGUGAUGAAUAUCGGUCGAAUUCUUCAAAGCAGUGACGUCAUAAAUGACGUGAAACCUUGUGUGGCCAUGGGAGUACUCGUAACAUUGACAUCCUCUGCCAUUUUCGUUUGGAUACUUAUUCUCGGGAUUUACUAUUUGCUGACCAUGAAGAGCGUCGUGAUCGAGAGAAGAAUGUAUUUUGUACUCUGUCUGCUGGGAUGGUUCGUUCCUACAGUAAUUACCAUCACCUGGUUAAGUAUAACUGUGAUCUACGGUAAGACCUACUGCUGGUUUGGGGAAUUAUUUAUCGCCACACUUCAGUCUAGCUUCUGGAUAAUUGAGUCGACGAAUAUGUUUUUCUUGGCGCUUACAUGGUUUUUCAUCAUUUACUUUUUGUGUAAGUACAAUGAUCAGGAAACAAGCAGACGCCAUAAUGAAAAUAAAGAACUUGCUGUUGAACUUGGAAACAUCCGGUCAAGCGCCAUCAAGAUCGUAAUCAUUCUAACGUUUGUAACAGUCGCGUAUCUCGUUUAUAUGGCGUUUGCGCAUAAUACUGACUCGGAACCCCUCGCAUACAUGUUUGUGUUGACUGUAUAUUCGCGUGGGGUACUGACCCCAAUCUUCCUGUGCUAUUUUGACGAGAAUAGUCAUUGUUGGGAUGGUUUUUAUAAUGUAAUCAGUACGGAGAAUGUUGAGGAUAGUGACGGAGCUUCUACUUCCUCUAUGAGUAUUUAAAUGUACGUUUAGGCAGUCUGAAUGAAGCUGAAUACAAAAUCACUGCUCUUAAAAAAAUCCAACUUUUUCAUCGAAAAAUCUUCAUCGAUAGAAUUAAUUUCCGCUUUUGAUAGUUUAGAUUUAGUGUAGUCUUAAUCUCUUUAAUGGAAAUCGAGCAAAGCUGAUUGUGGAAAAUAAAUAACCAAAAAAAUACGGCAUUAGAUAUCCAAGACAAAUUUCCAUGAUAGUGAAAAAUAAGUGCAUUUUUUCUUGUAUAUAGACAUUCAAACAGCGGCGACAAGACAAAAGAAUUCUAUACACAAUACAGAGCCCACAUUCUGCAAUACAGUGUUGUGAACUUGUACAUAGAUAUAUUAAAUCUUAGUUACAUAGCAGUAAUAUUGACGUAUUUUUACACGAGAUAUCUGUGAUAAUCCAAGACGAUGUCUAUAUAUAGAAGUGUCCUUUAUGUACUAGAUGUGUUUUAAUGUCUGCGCCAAUAUUUCAUUUUUGUUGCGUUUCGUGUUCAACGACUUGCAAAAAGUAGAAAUUAAAUAGAAACGAAACGAAAUAGAUAUCAUUAUGGCUUCGUUACUAUUUCGGUUCUGCUUUUACCAAACUUGUCAUUGUCUAGAUCUUAUCAGUUACAAUGUGUAACAAAAUAACUAACGCUAGCGUGACUGUGAUUGUUGAGUCGGAAUUUCUUUUAAUUUUUGCUUUUUUUUUUUUAAUAUUUUGUAUUUUGAUUUACAUAUUGUGUAUUCGUGACUUGUAUCAUCUUCAAAGCGACGUCUAAGUGAUAUGUAUCAUUGUAAUUACAUUUAUUUGUAUGGCAAUGCAAAUUUUAAACAGGAAAAGUGUAAUUUAUUGUACUGUAAAUGACAUCUAUGGUGAGACGUAAUUCUUGUUGUCAGUAGAGACGGCAAAGGUAUACCGUCAAAAUAACAAUUCAACCAAAAGAAUGUUGCCGUCAGUAAACAACUAUAUGAUGAAGCACACGAAACAGCGAAAAGUGAAAGAAUUGAAAACGUAGUCUUUAAACAUUAUAGUAUGAAUAGUCGUUAUAAUGCAAUAGUACGCUAGGGUGGUUUCCUUAGUUCUGUCUUUUAUAAUGAUCAUAAAUGCCAUAGCAUGCUAUUUCAGUGCUUAAAUGAAUUGAUAAUUUACAGGACAUAAAGCCUAUAAAUACAAGAAAUUUUCCACGUCGAAAUUGAAGUAGUUGAUAGGUAAAUAGAUACUUAUCUCUCUCCUAAAUGAGGGGGAUGCAAGUAGCCCCCUCACGUCGCCAGAACACUGACGUUCGUCGGUGUGACGGUGUACGAACAAGGGAGGAGUCGCGGAGACGGAAAACCUGUCAGUCAACCAACCAACCAUUUUCCGUCUCAUAAAAGAACCGAUAUGAGCAACUGAACUGGGAUAGUACAAGUAAAUACUAACGAGUAACCGAUAGACAAUCUCAAUGUGUGUCUAAUAUUCACGAAUUCCGUUAUAGUUAUAGGAUGUAGCAUUGAGACGUUCAUUAAGCCUGGUUAGUUCCGGUCAGUAAUAGUACAAUUUUGUAUCGCCCAGUCUAUACCAAAUCAGUAAUUUAUAAAUCGCUUAGUCUUUACCUAACCUUCUUAACCAGUUGAAACUUUUUUAGUUUGGUCAAUGACUUAUAAAUCGCUUAGUCUUUACCCAACUUGCUUAACCAGAUUAAAUUUGCUAAGUCUAGUCAGUAACUUAUAAAUCCCUUCGUCUCUACUAAACCUGGUCAGAAACAUACCAAUAGAUUAGUCCUUAUCAAAGCUGACCAGUGGCUUAGCAAUCGUGCUACGUACCAGUCAUAAAGUUAUUUUGCGUCCGAAAAGGAUGGAAACUAUCAAAAGACCUUUGUAACGUGUUCUGUCAAAUGCCUUGAGUUCUAUCACGUGACCACUGCAACUCGUUCUGCCAUGUGACUUGAGUACUAUCACGUGACUAUUGAACUUGCUCCGUUUCACUUGACCAUUGUACUCUGUGUAAGCUGUUACCUACUAUUGUAAAUGUAUGUCACAACAAUUACUUUCAGUAUCCUGUUACCAUUGUAUUCCGUCACAGUGUCUAUUAAAAUGUUGAUAUCAUACUUA